This is a messenger RNA of Porites lobata, 1035 nucleotides long. Lineage: Eukaryota; Metazoa; Cnidaria; Anthozoa; Scleractinia; Poritidae. The record is from the annotation of a GenBank genome assembly.
AUGCAAGAUCUACGCGAAGCAAACUCGACAAGCCGACCCUCAGAAUUAGAAACCGGACAGUUGAGGGAUUUUCAGCCACGUGAAGAAAAUUUCCAGAGGCAGUUAAGAGAUGUGCAGCAACGCGAAGAGAAUUUACGAAGACAGUUCAGAGAGCUUCAGGAGCGGGAACAGAGCGCUCAAAGGCAGCUGACGGAGUCGCGGCAACGUGAACAAAAUUUGCAGCGGCAACUCAGAGAACUUCAGGAACGGGAACAAAGCUCUCAAAGGCAGCUGACGGAGUCGCAGCAACGUGAACAAAAUUUGCAGCGGCAACUCAGAGAGCUUCAGGAACGGGGACAAAGCUCUCAAAGGCAGCUGACGGAGUCGCGGCAGCGGGAACAAAAUUUGCAGCGGCAACUAAGAGAGGUUCAAGAACAGGAGCAAAAUUCUCAAAGGCAGCUAACGGAGUUUCAGCAACGUGAAGAAAAUUCUCAGAGACAGUUGAGAAAUUGCCAAGAACAAGUUUCUGAACUACAGUUAAGUCUUUCAACAGCUCAGCUAACAAUAAAUGAAUUUCGCAGCCAGGAAACACGUGACUGGGUUAUUCCCCGCGACGAAAUCCAAAUCACAGAGAAAUGCCUAGGGAGGGGAGGAUGGGGAAGUGUCAAUGAGGGAACGUAUUGUGGCUGUACUGUAGCAGUAAAGCAAAUUCAUGAUCUGAUUCUCUCCCCUCAUAACAUACAUCUUUUUGAGAGAGAAAUGAAUAUUGCAUCCAAGUGCCGCCAUCCACACUUGCUACAGUUUAUCGGCGCGACGAAAGAUGAGGGAACUCCGCUAUUUGUCACCGAGCUAAUGGAGAAAAGUCUGCGGACGCUGUUGGAACAGCGACAACUCUCCGAAACGGAAAUCGCCGUCAUUUCCCUGGAUGUUGCUCUUGCGCUGAACUACCUUCAUCAGAGGAAGCCAGAAUCCAUUAUUCAUCGUGACGUCAGUAGUGCUAAUGUGUUGCUAUGGCGACAAGGUGACCAAUGGAGAGGCAGAUUACGGCACUGCUAA